Messenger RNA from Synchiropus splendidus (mandarinfish), 3159 nucleotides. RefSeq names its product ankyrin repeat domain-containing protein 13C-like. The transcript has 13 exons. The record is from RefSeq and is a predicted model, not a curated record. Lineage: Eukaryota; Metazoa; Chordata; Actinopteri; Syngnathiformes; Callionymidae. Gene Ontology annotation, molecular function: protein binding. The coding region runs from base 315 to 1880 and encodes 521 amino acids. Gene Ontology annotation, cellular component: cytoplasm.
UAACCUCUGUGAAACUCUCGCGAUAUCACAAAGCGGAAGCUAUCAGCGGAAUCCUCCAGUCCGCGAGAGCUGCUCUCUUGUUGUGCAGCAACCAGCGACACUUUGAACCAAAGUGAACUGUUUGUUCAUAACAAACGCGCCCAACUGGAAUUGCAAGUGUUCAACUUGGCGGUCGGUUUGCUCAGAGCUGUAAGGGGUCCGACGUUGUGUUCAUGUUGAGAGAACUCUUUCAACUGGCGAAAGGCAGCAGCUCGCCCGGAGGGUCUUCGUCGGCGACGACACCCUCUGCUCCGUGAGCUUUAGCCGUGUCGAAAAUGACCGGGGAGAAGAUCCGCUCACUGCGGAAGGACCACAGGACGAGCAAGGACGAGGAUUUACUGGAACCGGACGAAGAAGCCGCCACCGGGACCUUCGCAGCCUCCAAGACCAACAGCAAGAGCAGGGCGAGUAAAAUCUUUAGCAAUCACAAGUUGAGCAAGUCGCCGUCCUCGCAGAACCAGCAGUCUCUGAUAAAUGCCAACACAAACACACUCUCGGCAUCGGACGUCAUCGAUGACAACAACAAAAACCCAGUUAUUCGAACCGAGCUGGACUUCCCUAUACACGAAUGUGUUUUUAAAGGAGACGUGCGGCGGUUGUCGUCGCUCAUACGGACUCACAAUAUUGCGCAGAAGGAUGUCCAUGGAAACACUCCGCUGCAUCUCGCUGUCAUGAUGGGGCACAAGGAGUGUGCCCAUUUGCUGCUGGCCCACAACGCUCCAGUGAAAGUGAAGAACGCUCAAGGAUGGAGCCCCCUCGCUGAAGCGAUCAGCUAUGGCGACAGACAGAUGAUCACAGUGCUGCUGAGGAAUCUGAAGGUCCAGUCCAGAGAGAGUGUUGAGGACAAACGGCCGAAGCUGCUGAACGCCCUGAAAGAGCUCGGAGACUUUUACCUGGAGCUUCAUUGGGACUUUCAAAGCUGGGUGCCGCUGCUGUCCCGAAUCCUACCUUCAGAUGCUUGUAAGAUCUACAAGCAAGGCCUCAACAUCAGAUUGGACACGACCUUGAUCGAUUUCUCGGAUAUGAAGUGUCAGCGCGGCGACCUCAGUUUUAUCUUCAACGGAAACGCAGUUCCCUCCGAGUCAUUUGUUGUUCUGGACAAUGAACAGAAAGUGUACCAGCGGAUCCACCAUGAGGAGUCAGAGAUGGAGACAGAAGAGGAAGUGGACAUUCUGAUGAGCAGCGACGUUUACUCCGCCACGCUCUCCACCAAGUCCAUCACAUUCUCUCGGGCACAGACAGGCUGGUUGUUCCGAGAAGACAAAACGGAGCGUGUUGGAAACUUUGUUGCCGACUUCUACUCAGUAAACGGACUGGUGCUCGAGUCCAGAAAGAGAAGAGAGCACCUGAGUGAGGAGGAUAUAUUGAGGAACAAGGCCAUCAUGGAGAGUCUGAGUAAAGGAGGGAACCUCAUCGAGCAAAACUUCGAGCCAGUACGCCGACAAUCCCUCGCACCGCCUUCACCCAAUAAUGUCUCCUGGGAGGACUAUAUCAACGCUGACAGUGGAAAAGCUCCUCAUCUUGGGAGAGACUUGGUCUGCAAAGAGAGCAAGAAGAAUUUCAAAGCGACAAUAGCGAUGAGUCAAGAAUUCCCUCUUGGAAUUGAAUCGUUGUUGAACGUUCUGGAGGUGAUCGCCCCCUUCAAGCACUUUAACAAGCUCAGGGAGUUUGUGCAGAUGAAGCUGCCGCCUGGCUUUCCUGUGAAGCUGGACAUCCCUGUCUUCCCCACCAUCACAGCCACCGUCACGUUUCAGGAGUUCCGCUACGACCAGUUUGAUGCCGCCAUUUUUACCAUUCCCAGCGACUACAAAGAGGAUCCCAGCCGAUUCCCUGACCUUUAACCCCGACUACUGACACUCUCACCAGAGUGGGAACAAGAAAUACUCCUGUGACAAAUGAACUUUUUUUAUUCGAACCGAGGACGAGAGGCCAGAAAUAUCUCUGUCGGUCAAUCAAAUCCUUUUGUACUGGAGACCACUGAAGGUCCCACCCGUGAUCAGAUUGUCCUUCAGAGAAUCAAAAACCUGUUUGGCUGCUUUGUAAUUAAUGUUUAUAAAGGGACGUUGUGUAACUGACAUGUAGUGAAGCACUGACGUGUGUAGAUGUGGAACUUUCAUCUCUAAUUUAUCCCCACCGAACAAACACCAUUCCUUAGUGAGUUCCUUUUAUCUUUUGUUCAGUUUAUCAUCACUUUUAUCGUUAAACAUGUUUUUAAAAAAGGACAUUAACUGACAAUCGUUCGAUGAACUAAUUAACCUUUUGACUGUUUUUUAUACUUUAAUUUAUUUGUGUCACUUAACUUUCAGACUUGAUGGCGAAACACUACAACAAACUUGUAAACAGUGUGAGGCAGGUAUCUAAGGUGCCACAGUGGACAUGUAGAAAACUAUACACAUGCACAGAGACUCACCAACUCAACUUAUUCACACUAAAACGUUGGGGUACAACAGGCCCUGGCCAAGUCACAUUCACACAAAACUCAAGACACAUAACCCUCGACAUACAAGUAUGUACAAGUGACAACACAAUAAACAAGGCAAAAUGCAUUACAAAAGUUCACACUUCACAAGUGAUGAAAAAUAAAUGCAGAAGACAUGACAGUCUAGUGGAAAUGUGCAGUUACACAGAUUUAUCUCACAAUAUGUUGAACACAAAUCCAUCCACCCAUACAAGAGAUGCACAAAAAAGUAAUAAACAUCACACCCUUCAAAUUCAUACACACCAGACCUCCAAGAUGAAACACAAACAUGAUCCAUGGAUGCAUGAACGGUGAUAUGUGCAAUGCUAAUAUACAGUAGGUCAGUCUCUGGCUGACACACACACACACACACACACCCACACACACACACACAGAGGUGGUGGUACCAAUGUCCUAUUGAAAGGUACAGUCCUGAUCUCAUGGUGUUGGGUCAAGACUCCAGUGAAAAGGGAAACAAAUCCAUGCAAUGAGGGACUUCUCUGCACAAACCUGUUUUAUAAUCCUUGUCUUUUACCGCUCGCUUCUGCUUUUUUAACUUUCUGUUUCAAACAACAGCUCAUUUUUUAUGUGGCGGAGGUUUGUCGGUCUGUUGGAUGACGUCGGUUGUUGCUAUUUUUGUACAUAAGUGUGUUGUUCUGAAA